Molecule: messenger RNA, 711 nt
Organism: Asparagus officinalis (garden asparagus)
Lineage: Eukaryota; Viridiplantae; Streptophyta; Magnoliopsida; Asparagales; Asparagaceae
Cellular component (GO): plasma membrane
Molecular function (GO): electron transfer activity
Source: RefSeq, a predicted model, not a curated record
CUGACUUUCGACGAUUCUAUCGUGCGCUCACAGGCAUCGCUCGACCCCCUUCGUCCCACAUGCAAACUAAAAACAAAAAUCAUUUUUAACAUCUAAAAUUAAAAAUCCUACCGAAUCUCCUAAAAAACUCAAGGAGAAAAUUAACAUUAUUAAACCCAGCCAGCACACCCUCCCAAAUAUAAUCAAAUGCUGCUGAGACGGUAGGACGCCCUCCUCGCCUAUUCUAACCUCAGAACAUACAUGGGUUCUCACCGGCGCAUCUCUCCUCUGGCGGUGGCCGCAUGCUUACCGCCCUGCUACCUCCGGCCGCGUCAGCACCGGCCGCUCCUCUCCCGCCUUACACAAACCACACCGUCGGUGGGACCGCCGGAUGGUUCUUCGACGUCAAGAAGAACUCCUCGUCCGCCGACUACUCCAAGUGGGCCCGGUCCCAGUCCUCCUUCUACCUCGGCGACUUCCUCAUUUUCAAGACGAACUCAAACAUGUCGGUGGUGCAAACCACCAACAAGACCACUUACAAUCGCUGCGACGCCAGCGAGGACGACGGGGCCCUAAUCUACACGAUCCCCGGCGUCGACAACGAAAAGUUCGGCGUCUCCGCCUCGAGCCGCCCUCUCACGCGCCGUGGCGCCAACUACUUCCUCUCGGACCCCGACGACGGGAUCCAGUGCGUCAAGGGCAUGAAGGUUCGAGAUCGAAGUUGAGUAAGUG